Messenger RNA from Vespula pensylvanica (western yellowjacket), 3045 nucleotides. RefSeq lists its product as uncharacterized. Bases 194 to 1000 code for a protein of 268 amino acids. Lineage: Eukaryota; Metazoa; Arthropoda; Insecta; Hymenoptera; Vespidae. The transcript is spliced from 5 exons. The record is from RefSeq and is a predicted model, not a curated record.
UCGAUUUUCGUACGCUUCGCAAAACGCAAGAUGUAGAGGGCGUCCUCGUAGAUAUUCCAACGUUGAAAAGGACUAUAGUGGCGAUGCUCGCAGCGAGGGUCAGUGAGAAAAGCGAACGAGAGAGCGAGGAUCAGUGUGGUGCUCGCGGCUAUCAGUGGGCUGCCAGUGGUUGCCCUGGGCACCACCUGCGCGGAUGGAGCCUACUCGUGUACCCAGGGGCCCUGGUCCGCGUCUCGUUUUUCUCUUUGCCACGCUCGUUCUUACCUUUGCAGCAACCGGCUUGUUGUGUGGAGCAAUAAUGACCGAUCAUUGGGAAGAGGUUGGCUGGGAUAAAGAAGCUCUCACUCAUGCUAACGUUAGCCUCACAUGGUUGGACGAUCAAGUGGCAAUGUUAGAGACACCGACUGCUCACAGAAAUCAUCAUCGAGGUAGACGUGGCUCUUUCUUGGUGCCCAUGCACGGUGGAAUCUGGACGAUGUGCGUCUCGUUAUCGGACGACGAAAUACAACUACUGGGUCAGGUGGGCUUUCCGCAAGAGAGAUGCAUUAACUACUUGACACCCGACGAGGCACAUGAAGAAAUCCGUGCUGCGUGGCAGAAUCGGAUGCAGAAUUUAAGUAUUUCUUGCUCCCUCGUUUGUUUGAUAAUCCUUGGCACCGCCGUGCUAAUAGGAUUUUUUGGCUUGUGCAGACAUCAAAUAUCGGCCGUUCUUGUUACAGGAGUGAUGUAUUUAUUGGCAGCGACAUUUGCGCUCUUCACGUUAACCAUCAUCCACUUCAAGAGAGCUCAAGAUCGAGGUAUUCGUAUAAUUAAUGGUCCGGAAGAUGGCGUGAUAGGCGGACCGGUGUCACGUGCCAUUUUGAAAGCACGUCGUUUUACGACCUCUUGGAGCAUGGAUUUCGGAUGGGGUGGUGUAACCCUGUGCGCUCUCGCAUCGGUAGCUUGGAUUUUGCUUAGCAAGAUAAUGCGUUUCAGUCCAAUCGCAGCCAUGAUCGCGUAGCAGUGGGAAGCCUUCGAGGUCUAAGGUCAUUUUACGACUUGUGUCUAUUGCGAUAGAGGGUUCCUGAAGUAAGAUGGGAAGAACGAGAAGACGAGAGAGGAGUCGAAGAUACAUCGAAGCGAAGAAGAGGAAUAAAGAUCGUACGUACGUGCGUCUCUUUUUAUGCGUGAUUCGAAUCACACGUGGAUGUGAUAAAAAAAGAAAUACGCGAGAUACGAUAAUAUAUUAUUAGAUCGACGAUGUGUCGGAUAAAAAUAUCGUUCCAUUGCUCUUCCAGGGUAUAGGUUAUAUUGUUGAGCUUCGAAGCGUAACUACGAUCUAACGAUUUGAUAAGGAUUUAAAUACGAAUCGUCCGAUAAAGUUCUGCAGUAAGUCGAUGACCGAUCAUUUUUAUAAACAUUAUAUAUUUAAUACGGAAUAUCGGCCUGCUGCUGUACUUUUACCAUUUUAGAAAGCUUUUGCAUUUGAUGGCGGUGUAAGUGUUGUAAAUGUCGUGGAAGAUACGCACGUAAUUAUGAUCAUAGUUAUAAAGUUUCGAUCUUUGCAGUAUCAGAAAGUCACGUUGGCAUCCGUUUUGAAAAAUCUCUAUCGAGCAUGAAUAUUCACUGAAAUUGACCAUCUCGAAGGCACUAUAAAUUUCUCUAUACAAAGAACAUUAGUUUAUGUACGCUUCGUACACUUUAUACUUAGGUUUAUCUUUACAAAACACAUGACAGAAUAGUUAUGAUUGUGGCAGGCAGUUAGAUAAUAUUCUAAAUACAAUAUUUUGUACCGGUUAAUAAGAAUCCCUAUCAUUUUAGAUAGCUUAUUUUGACAUGAGUGAAUAUUGAUUGGAGGGAUUUGUUUUAUGUAGAUACUUUUAGAGAUCAAAUUUAAUUUUUAUUCUCAUUACAAUGCCUAUAUAAAUUUUCAUUGAAGGUCUUAUUCGUAAGAGAAUUUGACUUUCGUAAGGUUUCAGACUGAAAGAACAAACAGUAUUUGCCCUUGUAUUUUAGCUUUUGUUUACAGUCAAAUUAUGUCAUAUUAUUAGAAACAGCUACUUAACAAACAAAAAUUUGAGAAGAAUUAAUAUAGAUAAAUUGAAUGAAAAUUUACUUAUUAUUUGAUAAAGUUUUAAAAAUUAAAAAUACAGUAACUGUUUCUGGUAAUUUGGCUUUAGUCAAUUAAAAUAAAAAAGGCGUAUUGAAGAUUAUAAGAAUCAGCUGAUAUAUCCUUUGGAUAUAUUUAUGGAUUCUAAAUGGAUUCUAAAUAUAUCUAAAAAUUGCUUUUCUUCCGUAUAUAGCUGCAUUAAUUUCUGUAAAAUUUAUGAAUUUUUUUUUAUAUAUAUUAUCAAUAUUUAGUAAUAAGCAAAGUCAUUUAAUAACAAUUAGUAUCAUUGAAAAUUUAUACUAGUCUGUAUAGUUAUCAUUAUCUUAUUAACAGUUCAAAUAGUUUGCUUCUCCUUUGUUUUCUAUAUUUCUGAAAUAGUUCAAAAGUAAAGUAAAAUUUUUUAAACUUGUCUUUUCAAGAUUUAAUCUUGAAAUAUGAUAAAAUUUUAUUCUCUUAUUUAGUACAAUCCAAUCGCCUUAUAAAUAGAGUAAUAAGCAUGUUUGUAAAGUGCAUAGUUUAGUAUAAUAUCGUUCCAGCCAAUAUAAGCAACGAUCGAAUAUGUGCGAUAAGAAAAUAGCUUUUGCUACGACUUGUUACAGCGAAAAUGAAAUUUAAGCCAACAAAAUAUAUUGCAAAUGAAAGGAUUGUGAAUUACGAUUCGUCCAUUAAUGUUUAAGGAAGAACAAAAAAAAAAUAAAAUAAAAUAAUCAGGUAUUUUGGAUAAAUAAUGCCUGACACUUGGAAAACGAGCUUUGGUAAUAAAUAAGAAAUUUUAAAAUUUUGAUGAUAGGUGCAAAACUGUUGUCCAAGUGAUCAUAAAGAAAAAUAUUAUUUGAAAGGAAAAAAAUUUUUUCAUAAAUAACAUUUUCUUAAUUAUCAUAUUUUUUACCUGAUGCUUGUUGUUUGUUAUAUCAGAGUUAAUGUAUCGCAAAUGCAAUAAAAAAACCUACAAAAUA